Phaedon cochleariae (mustard beetle) is the source of this 1070-nucleotide messenger RNA. Lineage: Eukaryota; Metazoa; Arthropoda; Insecta; Coleoptera; Chrysomelidae. The record is from the annotation of a GenBank genome assembly.
CAAAAUUUUGAAAUUUUUUCGAUAAUGAAGUGAAAAUGUACAUCAGAAAUUGUGAAAAUCAGCCGUGUUUUUAAUAAUUUUAGUGGAGUAUCCUCUCAUUCCAUCAAUAUUCUUGAUUCUAAGGACAGGUGACCUUGAACCACCCAUUCGCCAUGCGCAAAGGAAGUCCUCACCCCCGCCUCCUCAACGAGGUGAUGGAGGCGAUCGCCAAGCUCAAAGAAUUGGAUGGGUCCACCCCCAAGAAAAUCAGCAACCAGGUGGAGACGAUCCUCACCAGGAAGAAGAAACAGUUGCAGCGCGACGCUGGACAGAUCAAGAAGGCUUUGAAACAUGGCGUUCUCUCCGGAUUGAUCACCAGAGUCAAGGGAAAAUACAAACUGGGCCUAGCGAAAAGAGACUAUGACGUUUACAAAAACCUGACGCCCAUGGUGGCCGAUGGAGAGAUCUACAGGGAGCACAAGCGACGAGGUGGUAGGCGAAGCAGAAGGAGAAGGAGGAGGAGGAGCAGGAGAGGAAGGAGGAGGAGGCGCGGCGACUUGGAGGAGGACAGUGAAGAUAACGUGUCCGAGUUGAGCGUCGAUACGACUUCUUCAUUGGAUACUUCGAUACCAGAAGACAGGAGCAGAAGACGUCGCAGGAAGGGAAGGAGGAGGGGAAGGGGAAGAAGCGGUAGAAGAGGUCGCAGAGGUCGAAGGCAUACUGAAGAUGGAACGAAAAGUGCAGAGAAGACGUCCGAGGAUAGCAAGCAACCCAAGAAGGUCGAACGGAAAUCGUCAAACGAAUCUGUGAAGUCCACGGAGAGCCAACAGGAGUAUAGCAGGAGCAAACAUGAUAUAAAUCGAGAUCCGGAUGAGAAUAUGGAUGAUCUGCAAGACGGAGUAGCUCAUGUCAAUUGUGACAGUCCGGAUUGUCUCUGCAAUAUCAUGCAAUCUGAGCAAAAUACCCACGAUAAUCGAAAAACGAAAUGAUGAUCAUGUCUUCCUGUGCUGAUUUUUCGCAUUGUAAAUUGUCGUAAUUAUAAUAAAAAAUGUCUUGUCUUGAAAUUAGAAAUCAAGAUUCGAGAAUAAUAA